GGCUUGUUUUACAUUGCAGCUGACAGUGCAGGCAAGGCAACCUUGCAUCAUAAAUAACUAUUAUUUGUCAGUCAAAGUUUACCCAUAUACAUUAUGGUUUUGAUUCUAACACGGCCAUACAUUCAAGGCUGGUGAUGGACUGCCUAUUAUGAAUCUAACAAAACACAGGCUAUACCAAGUGAAAAGAAUGGUUUGAAGUUGAUUUUCCCAUUAGGAUUAAUUUUAGAUGAACUAUUGAUAGAACCUAUACUGGGUUAAUUGAGGACAAGCUUUCAGACAAUGAACUAAAUAGUAAUGGAAGCUGUAUACAGAUCAUCAUUGCGCAGCAUGUCACUGACAGCAAGCCUCCCAAAUGUAUGAUAAUCCUUCAUGGUGCAGCUAUAGGCAUAGAUUUGGAUGUGUUCAUUUAUAUUGUAACAUACGAUAUAACGGACGGUGGUUUAUGACAAAAAAAAUGCACUAGGCUACAAUUAUUUUCAGCCAAUUCGACUAAUUCGUACCAGCAAUGAAUACGGCGUUAUUCUACAAUGUGCAGCAGCCAGUGCAUUAAACGCAGGUUGCGUCCGGUAAAUCAGAUUAUUGGACGGUAAAAGGCUGGCUAUGGUAAAAUGGAUUGUGACGUGAUGGUUUAAAAUCCCGGGGGAGGGCUAGCAUCGCAUGUCCUCGCCCACGGUAAAGCAUGGCUCCUCAAAUAUCACCCGAGUGAGGCGUGAACCAGCACGAGCGGUAACAUGGCCACCUAUCACCAGAUACCAGAUGAUGAGAAGGGGUAUGAGUUGGACCUCUUCUGUGUCCCCAAACACUAUGAGGAGGAUUUAGACAGGGUCAUCAUCCCUCAUGGACUGAUCAUGGACAGGACUGAGCGCCUGGCUCGUGAUAUAGUCCGGGACAUGGGGGGACACCAUAUAGUAGCACUGUGUGUUCUCAAAGGAGGUUAUAAAUUCUUUUCUGACCUGCUGGACUAUAUCAAGGCCCUAAAUCAGAACUGUGAUAAGUCUGUCCCGUUGACUGUGGAUUUCAUUAGACUAAAGAGCUAUUGCAAUGACCAGUCUACAAACAGUGUCAAAGUUAUUGGAGGGGAUGAGCUCUCUACUCUAACGGGGAAGAAUGUUUUGAUAGUUGAGGACAUUGUGGAGACUGGGAGGACUAUGGAGACACUGCUAUCACUGCUGAGUGAAUGCAAUCCAAAGAUGGUCAAAGUGGUCAGCCUUCUAGUUAAGAGAACACCAAGGAGUUCAGGAUACAGACCAGACUACAUGGGGUUUGAGGUGCCUGAUUGGUUCCUGGUGGGAUAUGCCCUGGACUACAACGAGUACUUCAGAGAUCUCGGUCACAUCUGUAUACUGAACGAGAAAGCAAAGGUGAAGUACAAAGUGUGAGUUGAAGAGGAGGCAAUGGACAGAUGGAUGAACCACUUUGGAUGAAACACUAGGAAAAUUGAGAUUUUUGGGGUUCUGAACCAAAUGUUUUAUUUAUUUAUUUUUUACUCAUGGAUCCUACUUACAUACUUAAUAGAGCCCCACGGUGGUGUCAUAAUACCUAUAUAAUCUAGAGGUCAACCAGAUAAAUGGUUCCAAUCGGUUUUCCACCAUUUAGAUACCGUUUGGAACCACUUUUGUUUGACCGCUGGAUGUAAUGGGGAUUAUGAUUCAUACAUUGGUAUUCUAUGUGAACACAUGGAUUGUGAAUUCACUUUGCAAGAUGCUCUUUGAGAACAUUUUUUAUUUCUUAUUUUCAAAAUGAUUGUUGCCCUGGAAGGAGUGGGAUGAGUAAUGUGUUUUUUAAGUAGAGGAGGACUCGUGUAAAGAUGGUUAUGGGAGAUAUUACACUAUUAUAAUUUCAAUGUAUUUUAUAUAUUAUCUUGGGGCCUUGAAGGCUUCUUAGUCUGAUUACGUUAGUAAUAGUGAACAGUGGCGACCUGCCAUUCAGGGUAGGUGUGGCAGAGCCCCACCUGUUUUGAGCCCCACCUGUUUUGAGCCCCACCUGUUUUGAGCCCCACCUGUUUUGAGCCCCACAUUUUUAGGGGGGAUUGCCUGUUUUGCAUGUUGUUUUGUCAUUGAUACGUGUCACAUCAGUUUGUAAACAAUGUAAAACAAUAAAUGGUAAAUCUAAUCAUUGAGUUAAUAAAGCCGUCUACAAACUUGG
Messenger RNA from Oncorhynchus keta (chum salmon), 2145 nucleotides. RefSeq names its product hypoxanthine-guanine phosphoribosyltransferase-like. Gene Ontology annotation, biological process: GMP salvage; IMP salvage; guanine salvage. NCBI's taxonomy places the organism in Eukaryota, Metazoa, Chordata, Actinopteri, Salmoniformes, Salmonidae. The record is from RefSeq and is a predicted model, not a curated record. Bases 732 to 1379 code for a protein of 215 amino acids. The transcript is spliced from 10 exons. Gene Ontology annotation, molecular function: hypoxanthine phosphoribosyltransferase activity; magnesium ion binding.